Messenger RNA from Myiozetetes cayanensis, 1479 nucleotides. RefSeq names its product hepatic lectin-like. NCBI's taxonomy places the organism in Eukaryota, Metazoa, Chordata, Aves, Passeriformes, Tyrannidae. The transcript has 7 exons. The record is from RefSeq and is a predicted model, not a curated record. The coding region runs from base 350 to 1138 and encodes 262 amino acids.
CCAAUUUCCCCCCCCCUUUCAUUCCCAAUUUUCCACUUUCCCACCCCAAAAAAAACCCCAAAAAUCUCCAAUAAACCCCAAAAACCUCCUUUUUUUUCCCCAGAAUUCCCAAAAAUUGGCCCCAAUCCCAAUUUUUUUUGUUGUUUUCCCAGGACAAAUCGACCUUAAAUAAAAAAAAAACCACUUUGGGUUAAUUUUUAAUUUUUAAACCAUUCCAAGAGGGUUUUUUUUGAUUCCAGGGAUCAAAAAUCCCCUUUUUUUUUGCUUUUUUUUGGGUUUUUUUUCCUUCUUUUCUCCCUCAUUCCCAGAUUUAUUUUUUUUUUAUCCCCUUUUCCCAGAUUUUUCCAGGAUGGAGGAAGAGGAGCAGCUGCACCACGACCUCAGGGACUUCACAGACCGGGGUUUUCUCCGGAGUUUUCUCCGCUCUUCCCUCCCUUUUUGGCUCCUGCUCGGCCUCUCCUUCCUCCUCAACCUCUUCCUCUCCAGCCUGGCCCUUGCCAGAGUUUCCGGCCUCUCUUCCCAACUCCGGGAGCUGAAACCUCAACGGGAGCUCAACUUUUCCAACCGGGAUUCGCUCCUUUUUCCCUGCGGGCCGAAUUCCCGGGACUGGGAAUAUUUCCAUGGAAAAUGUUACUACUUCUCCCUGGGCAAAUCCAGCUGGGAACGAGCUCGGAGCCAGUGCCGGGAGCUCGGGGCUCAACUCGCAGUCAUCGACAGCUUCCCGGAGCAGGUGCUGCUUCCUGAUCCCAAAUCCCACAUUCCUGAUCCCAAAUCCACCUCCCAAAUCCCUGUCCUUGAUCCCAAUCCAUGUCCCAAAUCCCUGAUCCCGAUCCUGAUCCCAAAUCCACCCCGGAUCCAGUGCCGGGAGCUCGGGGCUCAACUCGCAGUCAUCGACAGCUUCCCGGAGCAGGUGCCGCUUCCUGAUCCCAAAUCCCACAUUCCUGAUCCCAAAUCCCAAAUCCCUGAUCCUUUUCCUGGUCCUGAUCCCAAAUUCCUGCCCCUGAUCCCGAUCCUGAUCCCAAAUCCACCCCAGAUCCAGUGCCGGGAGCUCGGGGCUCAACUCGCAGUCAUCGACAGCUUCCCGGAGCAGGUGCUGCUUCCUGAUCCCAAAUCCACCUCCCAGAUCCCAAAUUCCUGACCCUGAUCCCAAAUUCCUGACCCUGAUCCCAAAUUCCUGGUCCUGAUCCCGAUCCUGAUCCCAAAUCCACCCCGGAUCCAGUGCCGGGAGCUCGGGGCUCAACUCGCAGUCAUCGACAGCUUCCCGGAGCAGGUGCCACUUCCUGAUCCCAAAUCCCACAUUCCUGAUCCCAAAUCCACCUCGCAGAUCCCAAAUUCCUGACCCUGAUCCCGAUCCUGAUCCCAAAUCCCCCCCGGAUCCAGUGCCGGGAGCUCGGGGCUCAACUCGCAGUCAUCGACAGCUUCCCGGAGCAGGUGCCACUUCCUGAUCCCAAAUCCCACAUUCCUGAUCCCAAAUCCCAC